UGCCAGUUCGAACGCGCCUUCGCGCACACACGCACAGUUUACUGCUGCUGCUCUGCGAAGCUGUCAGUGUGACGGACGACGAGAGAAACGGAGUUGGAAAAAAAGUGGCAACCAUUUUUCUCCGCGCGACGACGACGACGACGACGUUCCGUCCGUCGAUCAAAGCAGUCUCCAAGCAAAAUCGCGAGCUGUCGAAAGUUGUGGCCGUGCGCGUUUCGUCGUUUUUUCGCGUAAUAUUUCGCGCGCCGUCGUGCCCUCCAGAGAUUUUCCACGGGUGUGGGUCCGGCGGUUCCGACGCGAGUGGCCGUACCCUGGUUCCCUGUUUAGCAGAAACUUCCCGACCAGAUCUCUCCGGGUCGUUCCGCAAAGAGUGAGUGUGUUGAAAAAAGAAGAAAGAGAAAAAAAGUACGUCGCGCAAACCUUCCGGAUUUUGCGGAGGAAAGAAGAGUUCCGGAUGUUCUAAGCGUUGGAUCCAGCAGGAGACAUCCGAACCCGUUAUCGUUCCAGAGCAGGAUCGGUUCCCCCAUGGUACGCAGCAAAACAGUUGAAUCAUUUCGAGGACCAAAAAUCUAAUCAGCUAAAAAGUAGCAACAGCCUGGUCCCAGGUCUCUGCUGUCGCCGCUGGAGCCGCCCGCACGCCGGACAGCAGGAACCUUCCCACCGUCGCAACUCCAAGGGCAUGUUUUCCACUUUUAUUGGACUAAUUGAUAUUCAAUCAUGGUGGGAGGUCCCGUGCAUUGCUCACUACUGCUCGUUGUUUAGUGGCCCCUUCCAGUUGCCGGAUUUCGACAUCGAGGACCUCGAGGAAGCCCUGCUGACCGAUGCCGACACCGAGAGCGAGGUCGACCUGAACAAGGUGCUGUACACCGCCCGUCUGCUGCCGGAUCUGCUCGUGGCACUGCUGAAGGGUUGCGACGCGCUCAACAAGAUCGCCUCCCACAUCAGCCCGAGCAACUAUCAGAUGUUCUUGCGGCGUCUGUUCCGUCAGAAAUGCCAGGAAUACAACAUUGACGACAACCCGUUCAACACCGAUACGGACUUUGAGAAGCUGCCGCUGCGCACCAAGAUCCUCAUCUUGAAGUACCUGUGCGACUUUCGUCUGGACUCGGCCGACGUGUUCGCUACCUUUUCCAACCUCGAAGCGGACAGCCUGCGGGUGGAACCUCUUGGCUACGACAGCAAGGGCUCCGCGUACUGGUACUUUUUCGGCACGCGUCUGUACCGCGAGGACUACGAAGGUGGUGCCACCGGCAAGAAGAGCGCCAAAUCCGUUUCGUCCAAGGGUGGUGGUCGCUCCGUGUGGCAGGUCAUUUGCUUCACCGAGGAGGACUGGAAGAGUCUGGCCGGUAAGCUUGCCGGCUCGCGGAACGAGAACGAGCGGGCCCUGCACCAGCAGCUCGUGGAGAACUUUCUGCCCAACAUUCCGAAGAUCUUUCGCGACAAGGAGCGCGAGCGACGCAGCAAACUGCUGGCCCGCCGCACCUCGUCGCGCAUCAAGGUCUACGAGGAGCGCCGCCUGGUGGAUCUGUACCGCCAGCAGCAGGAGCUCGAGACGCGCAAGCAGCAGCGCGCGCUGCAGGAAAGCGUCACAAACACCCGGGCGAAGCUAAGCGAAAGCCGGGCCAAACGUGCCGAACGACGAUCACGCUCGAACUCGGUCACAAGUAUAGUAUCAACCUAUGCCAGCUCAGCCGAACCUCUCACGAGUGAUUUUAUUUUUCAGCCAAAAGAGCGCGAAAACAACCUAAUCGCAAAUACUACUUUUAGCAAGCAUCCUCACCGGCACGGCCACAAGCACCACCGUCAACGGCAACGCCGGCAUCAUCGCCGUCAUUCGACGCCACCGGUGGCGCCCUGUGGCGCAGCAUCUCCCUCGUCGGAGCUAGGCUCGGAACAAACGCGCAGCACCGCGACGGACAAUCUUGGGCUAGUGUCGUGUUCCACCUCCAAGCGGGACGAAGAAGAAGCGGAAGAACCGCGGUGUCGUGAAGUGGAAGAAGAAGACGACGACGUGCAGAUCGUCGAAGAACACGAGGACGAAGAUCUCGAAGAAACGGACAGUGUCAGUGUGAACAACAACAACAACAACAAUACCGCAAAGUGCGCCGAACUUGGGUCGGGAGUGAGUGUCGCGAGCACGAGUAGUGGCAUCAGCAGCAGCCGCAAGCGCGGCAAAAGUGUCUGCUCCAGCGGAUCCGCGGCCAACUCGUCGCCGACUCCGCCCCCGCAACCACAACCGCCUCCGCCCGACGGGGAUCAAUCGGUGAAGAAGCGUCGCCCGCGGAAGGGCUUCAGUGCGGAGAUCGAGGGCUUGCUGCAGUACAACCGGAACAUGGCGCCGACCACGACGAAGCUGCCCGGCCGGCAAACGAACAACUCGCUGUCGUCGGUCACGGGGCCGGUGAUUUUGCCGUUUGCCGAUACGCCCACGCCGCCGCCGCCGACGACGACGUCGGCUCCGCAAGCGUCGUCAAAGGGUGGUGGCGGGUCGGCGGCGGAGAAAAAGGAGGGAAAGGACGGGAAGGAAGCGGCGGCGGUUUCCGGUGGUGAGAAAAACGCUGCUGCCGGCGGUGGACGGAAGAAGAAGAACAAGGCGUCGGAAGUCUUCACCGAAACCGAGGAGGUGCUGCAAAUUGGGAUGCACAAGGUGCUCGAGUACAUCAAGAACCACGACGACGCGUGGCCGUUUAUGGACCCGGUCGACGAGGACAUUGCCCCGCGCUACUACUCCAUCAUCCGGCGUCCAAUGGAUCUGCAAAAGAUGGAGGAAAAGCUGGACAACGGGGAGUACCUGACGUUUGCCGAUUUCCGCAACGACUUCAAGCUGAUCGUCAACAACUGCCGGCUGUACAAUGGUCAGGCCAAUGAGUACACCGAAAUGGUCAACAACCUGCAGAUUGCGUUCGAGAAGGCCACCAAGCGCCACUUUGACUCGAACUCGUCGGACGAGGAGCAGCAAACGCUCGAGUACCCGAUCUUCAAGGAGAAGCCUGCGGCGGCGGCGACGACGACAUCGUCGUCGAUCGGCGGUGGCAAAAACCUGAACGAUGACUCCGCCGCCAAGAAGGACUCCGGAAGCAAGAAGAACCAAAAGAGCAGCAGCAGCAGCAGCAAGAAGGACUCCAAAGUGAAGGAUCGCAAGAGUGGUGGGAAAACCAGUGAGAUUAGUGACGGCAAUUCCAAGUCGAGCAGUGACAAGGGAAGUGCGAAGAAGAGCGGUAAAUCUAGUGAACCGGAAGCGACGAAAUCCGCGGGGGGUAAUAAAAACUCCAAGAGUUUGAAGCGCAAGCGGAAAGAGAAGGACAAAGUGGGCAAAGGUGGCGGCAGUAAAAAGUUUAAACGCAACGACGACAGCAGUGACGGCGAGGAAGACGAGCUGUCGGCGGAAGACGAAGAGGACGAGGAGGAAGACGACGGUGGGCGGAAAAGUGACCGGGAAGAAGUGAUCUCCGAGGGGGAAGAAGAUGUCAGAUCGCCUUCGCCGGUGGUGUACGAAGGCAAAAAGAAGAGCGCGGCCAAAGCGAAGAAGCGCGAAGCGGAAAAGGCAAAGGAAAAGACCAAGGGCGGCAAGAUUAAGAGGGAAGAGAAGAAGUCGUCGAACAAACGGGGCAGGAAGAAGUCGAGGUCCCGGUCGCCGCCGCGAUCGCGGACGCCUUCGCCGAGUCCCGUAGCGAGUCGAUCGUCGACGCCGCUGAAGAAGACGGUGGCGGGCACGCUGGUGAAGGGCAGGAACAAGAAGCUGGACAGCAGCUCGGUCAGCAGUUUGAACUCGUCGCAAGCGACGCCGGUGAAGAAGCGUGGCAAGAAGCAGCAGAAGGAGAUGCCUCCGAGUGAGGACGAGUUGGACGUUACGGAGGAAGAGUUGCCGACGCUGGUGAAGAAGCGUGGCAAGAAGCAGCAGCAGGAGGUGCCGCCGAGUGAGGACGAGCUUGACGUUACGGAGGAGGAUUUGGUGCAGCCGCCGCCGACGUUGCCCGGGGAAGAGGAGGAUCGGGAGACUGACCUAAGCAACUUUGCGGAUAUCGACGAUAUUCGUGAGGGACGGGUUAAGGAUGAGGAAGUCCGAAAGGAUUCCGAUGGCGGCGGAAGUGUGGAGAAUGCACCAAGCAAGGGUGACGGCAAGAAGGGAAAGAAGAACAAAAAGAGCAGCCAGAAAUCAGGGAAGUCCAAAGGCAAGAGCAAAGACGAGGAAAAGGUCAAAAAGAGCAAGUCGAAGAGUAAAAGUGGCAAGAGUAAAAAGUCCAAGAGCAAGAGCUUCGAAACUUCGUCGAUCGUGUCCUCGAGCGAGGACGAACCCUUAGUAGAACCGCCAAAGGAAAAGAAGAAACACCACAAGGAGAAGGAAAUCAAAAGUGCCUCAAAGAAACAACCGAAGGAUUUCUCCAAGUACACGACGCUUCCGCGUGGCGAUCGCAGCCGAUCCCGGAGCUUCUCCCGGUCGCCAAGUCCGGCGGCACCCUCGAUCCACGAGGAACGAUACUCUUCCAUGUCGGAACGGUCGGUGAAUUUCGACGACGACGAUAAACCCGCGGUUCCAACACGACCCAUCACGCCGGACAUCAUCGACAAGUAUGAUCUCAUCAAGCAGCGACGUCGCAACCAAACGGCCUCGGUUCCACCGACCGCCACCACCCCGUCAUCUUCCACAUCCAGUGAAAAACCCGCCAAGCAAAAGUCCAAAUCUUCGGACGUCGCCGGCGGCGGCAGCAGCCGUAAAAAGCAGAAACACAACCAGAGUACCAGUUCAAGUGCCUCGGCAGACGCCCCUUCAACGCCCAGUACGGCCACCAAACCCGCAAAGGUCAAGGAGGAAAAGUCCUCCUCCUCCAAGGGGAAGGAAUCCAGUGGGAAGAGCAAAAAGAAACGGAACCGAUCGGUUGAAGCGAGUCCGCCUCCGACGCCAGUGGCGGAUCGGUCGCGAUCUCCCGUUUGGACGGUCCCGGAAGUGCCGGCUGAAAAGACUCGCCCGUCUUACAAAGACGAGAAGGUGGAGCCGGACAAGAAGGCCGACCCCAGCGACGAGUACGACUUUGUGGACGAUUCGCCGACCGAAGCGGUAACGCCAAAGAUCCCCUCCCCGGUACCUUCACCAGUGGAAACCCCAAAACUUCCCAAAACCAAGUCGGAAUCGCAGAAGAAACCAUCGCAAAAGUCCGGCAAAUCGAACGCCACUAAACCUCCGAGCGCGGUCGCCAACAAACAAUCCAAAGGAGGUGGAGCCGCUUCAACCGGAGCUGCCGGAGGUGCCAACAUGGAAGCCCUGGAACUAGAAACCGAGCAGACCCUCAAGGACAUCAACAAGUGGCUGGAGAAUACGCCCCGCUUCAGCGAGUACAGUUCGGCGAGCAAUUCCCCCUCGCGGUACAUUAUGGACGAUCUGGACGCGGUCACGGCCAAAAUAGACGCUGCUGACUUCCGCAAACCGAUCACGUUGGCGCAAAUCCCACCCGAGGAAGCCGACAAGCCUCCGAUUAUCCUUUCCCCACGGGCAAACGACCCACCACCAUUAGCAGCUGCCCUGUCGUCGGCACCACCUCCAAUUGCCACUCCAAAAGAACCGCCAGUCGUCAAACCGGCGAAGCAACCAAAAGACCACGAAGCGACCCCGAACAUCAACAACAACACCAGCAGUGCUCCAAUUCCCGCACCACAACCCACAAAACCCCAGUCAACGCCAGCACCGACUCCACCAGUCGUCGCGACGACACCAGCGCCCCCACCCUCGGAACGUCCCGCCCUGGGACCACCCCCGAUAAUUCCGCCCCACUCGCAGAAAAAGGAACCGAAAGAGCCCAAGCGCAAGUCGCUCAAGGAGAAGCUCAGCCAGCUGGGCAAGCAAAAGCGGGACACCGUCCACCGGACGAUCGACCGGCUGCAGCCGGGCAAGUCCAAGGGCAAUCUGCUCAGCAGCAUCCAGAAUCUCAACAAGCCGGAGGAGCUGUUCCCGCUGGGGGCGGGCGCCGCAGGUCCGGGCGGGCUUGGACCGAGCAAGGUCAAGGAGGUGAAGAACUCGCUGAUCGUCAAGACGGACGAGUCGAAGCCGAAGCUGAGUUUGGGUACGGUGCUGAUUACGGAGGGAUUCGGACUUGGGCAGCAGCACGCGUUUGCAGAUGAGAAGAAGGAAGGUGGCGAAGAGGCACCUGGUAAGGUUUGUGUUGACGAGAAGAAGUUUGGCGAAACGGAACAGGCAGCUGCGUUGAACAGCUCGAAGGACAGUGAUGACGGGGCAGCGGCGAAACUGUUGGUUCUGGAAGACAUGAAGGCGGCCAAGGCAGAGCUCGCCAAAACGGAUCCCGGAAAGGUGGUUGAAUCGCCGGAGAAGGUCAUCAAGGCGAUCGCCAAAUCGGACAAACCGUCGGCGACUCCGAACCUGUCAGCGUGGUUCAAGGCGUUUGGCGCGCCAAAGAAACCGAAGAAAUCCGACGAUGGUGAAGAAGGCGGCAGUAAGAACUCACCGGAAGGUGAGGGCAAGGGUGGAGAAAAUACUUCCCCGUCGGAUUCUGGCUUGAACGUACCGUUGGUGCCCAGUUUGGAAAGCCCCAGCUAUCCGUCGUUACCACCGGCGCCGCGGCAGCGGAAGGCGAGCACGGGAAGUACCGUUUCGGAGCGGUCCUCGUACAGUCAAGAUCCGGACAGCCCACGGAUUGGUAUUGACGAACGGAUCGGAGUCUACCCGGCGCCUUAUCCCAGCCCGAUGGGAGCAUCUCCGGUGAUGACCUCCCCGCGCAUGGAUGAAACGCAAAAGAGUCCGUACCCGUUGAACGGAGCCAUCAAGGUUGGCUUCUACCAGGACACCACGACCAAAAGCAGUCCGGAGAAGAGCUGCAGCCCAAGGGAGUUGCCACCAUCCCCCUACCCGCAGUACUCACAACAUCUGUACACGGCCAACUCCGGCAUGGCCGGUGGUACCAACAAUAUGUACGGAAACAAUUACGCUUACGGUGCCACGACCCCAAACGCUCCGACAGCCCCAACGGCACCAUCCACGGCGAACACGACGGACACGUUCAAGAACUACGACCAGUACAAACAACCGGCCUCACAGGAAUCGGACUACAACUCAUCGAUGAGCCCCAGCACGAACCCCAACUCGCCCUACCACAACCAGGCGUCGUCUCCGUACCAGCAGCAACCCAACUCGCCGUACCAACAGCCGCAAAACCAAAACUUUGCCCAGCAGCAGCAGUCAUCGAUUGCGUCGCCGGCCUCGUCCGGACCGCUGUCCCCCUACAGCAACGCCUCACUAGCACCUCAAUCGUCAGUACAACAAAGCCCGGCCCAGUCCGUGAGCGGUCACUCGCCUUUCAACCCAUCGCCAACGUCGCCUUAUCAAACGCCACAACAUCAAUCGCAGCAGAACCAACCCCAACAGCAGCAGCCGACUCAAGCGCAAAAGCCCGCCCCAACGCCCCAAUCCAAACCAAAUACGCCCAUCCACCAAAGUCCAAACUCACCGUUCUCCCAGUCGAACCACAGCUCACCCUACUCCCAGCAGGACCCCAACUCGCCGUACUCCCAGGGCCAACUGUCCCCCUUCCAGCCAAUGUCCCCAAAACCCCCGACCGUGCCCGCCGCCGCCGCCGCCACCACCAACAACAGCCUCAAGCUGGCCCCGCCAAUAAUAACGCCCCAGCAAGCGGCGGCGGCCGCCGGCGUAACCCUCCCCGACUCACCGGUCAACACGCUGUCCCAAACGUCACCGCACCAAAACACCGGAUCUCAGCUGCAACAGCCUCAACAACCUUCACCCCAGCAGCAACAGCAGCAGCUAAAUGCCCACUCGGGUUGGAAUCAACAGCAGACCACAUAUGCGCAGUACGCUUCGUCGGCGACGUCGUCGGUGGAUGGAGGAAGCACGUUGGGAACGAAUCUUCCGGCACCGGCCCACAUACAUCAUCACUCGCAGCAUCAGCAGCAACUGGCGGCGCCGCAAACGCAACAGCAGCAGCAACAGCAAAUUAAGCCGCAGGCGGUGCAGCUCAUGGAUGCAAGUUCCAAUAAUCAGCAACAGCAGCAGCAGCAGCAGGCCCAUCCAUCGUGCCAGCAACAGCAACCGCAGCAGCAUCAUCCAAACUUGAGCAACCUGACGCCAGCGCACAGCCAGUCGUCGUCCAACCUGCAGCAGCAGCAGCAACACCAACAAUCACAACACCAACAGCACAGUCAUCUGAGCAACUUGCUGAGCAACAACCCGUACACGUCCAACUAUGGCCGCCAGGCGUACGAACAGCAGCAGCAACAGCAACACGUUGGGCAGCCGGACAAGGGCGUCAAAGUACCUGAGCUUAUCAAUUUGGGCUACAACAGUGGCAGUAACGAGAGCAGUGCCAGCAGCAAGAGUCAGCAAUUGCAACAGCAACAGCAGCAGCAGCAACAACAGGAAAUGCCGAUGAACAUGGGCAACAAGGCGGCGGCGGUGGAGGUGGCCAAGGAGCAGGCCAGCAAGCAGCAGCAAAUGUUUGAACUGAUGGGUUCGAUGGCGUACGGCAAUCCGAUGGACAUUUCGAUCAGCAAGAGUAAGGCGUUCGACAUGUUUAAUCGGGCGGCUACGAUGACCUUCCCGAGGGGUUUUCCGAGUGGACAACCGCAGGACGUUGGUAAGAUGGGUUACGGGGGAGGAUCGGUGAGUGGGUACGAUCAGCAGCAGAUGGUGACGAACACGAAUAAGGCCCACGAUAUGAGCGGAUCCAAUCCGUACGGUGUGCCGCAGCAUCAUCAACAGCCCCAACAGCAAGCUCAUCAGUCGAAGGUCAAUCAGAGUGGGGCUGCUUCGUCGAGUGGUCCGUACGAUCAGCGAUCGAGCGUUCAACAGCAGCAGCAGCAGCAUCAUCAGGCGCCUUCCCAGGCCAACAUGGAUCUCAACACCGGGUACAAAUCGUUUGGCGGAACGCCUUCGUCGACGCUGAUGGAUCCGGCACUGCGAAAUUUGGCAUCGCUGUCCUCGCUGUAUCAACCCGAGGCCAGUUAUUACGAUAAGAACAUGCCACCGGCGGCGCACAGUAUGUUCAAGAGUUCCGGCGGGGUCGUCCCCUCGUCGGCCUCGUCGACGUCUGCGUUGCAGCAGAUCUUCAACAACUCGAUGGCGACCACGAUGGCGUACAACGCGGCGGCCGCUAGCAGGGAUCAGCAAGGAGCGGCGGCGGCGUACGGCGGAAAUUACCAUCAUCAGCCCCAGCAGAAGGCUCCACUCAACGUACCUUCGGUGCAACCUCCCGCGCCUCCCGUGGAGAAGCCAAAAAGAGGUCGCAAGAAGAAACAAGAUCCGCAAGAACUGUUGCAGCAGCAGCAGCAAGCCGCCCUUCAACAGGCCCAUCAACUCCAGCAACAGCAACCCAACCCGGCCCACCAGGGAUUCCAGUCGUACUCGGGCAUGAAGUCGAGCCAACCGCCAAGUUCUUCCAGCAACCAACAGUCCGGCGGGUCGUCAUUGUCGGCGAACGCCGGCUCCGGUAACGCGAAUGCCGUUGAACCAUCGGCGAUCUCGCUGAAAACGGCCAACGUGCUCCAGGGCAGUGCGUUCAACUUUGGCCCGGGCCCGGCCGGACUCGGUCUUCCAACGAGUCUGUACGGCGAAAACUCACCCUACCUGGAAGAGUUCCGAACCAACCCCACAAACGCUUACCCUUACCUUCCAUCUAGUCACCGAGGGUCAGCCGCUUCCAGUGGGGCAGUCGGAUCGGGCGCUUCCGCCGCCGCAGACGGGUCGGACAAAUCCAUCAACCCGGCAGCUUCGUCGGCCUCGGCCGUCCCCGUUGCCCCCUCGCCCUACCACCAGUUUCUGUCCCAUCCGUCGUCCCGCCCGUCCCCGUACCAGUUUAUGAACCAGCUCGAUCCGCUGCACCAGCAGUACAUGAUGCUGAACCAGAGCCUGGGGCUGGGCGCACCGGGAGCGCACGGACCACCGGGUGCGUACGGCGGUCAACCGGGCGCGUACCAUCCGGCCCUCGGGAUGCACAAGACGCCGUACGACGCGAUGAACACGAUGAACCGACCGCCGUGGAUAUAACAGCAGCAGGACGUUGCCACGCCCGGGAAGGGCGGUGGUGACGGCAUGGCCACGACAGCGGCAACGGCCGGAGCGACCAGCAGUGAGCAACCUCCUCCGACGAGGGAGUCUGCUGGUGGCGUAGGUGUCGUGACGCGGAACGAAUCCGUGGUUUGGGACGCCCGGCGGAACCAUCAUGGGAGCUUUUAGAGGGCGAGCAACGGUGAUUUUUAAUUUUAAAGUGUUUAUUUUUUUUUCUCGUUGGAGGCAGGGAAUAAUGGUGUUUUUAAAAUACUUUAAAAAUCUAGAUUAUUGAGGGAAGAUUCUGGUUGAUUGGGAACAAACCGAUCAGGCCAAUUAAAAGUGUGUACUAUUUUAGUGUAAAAUUUGUAGUGCUAGAUUUAGAAACGUUUUUUGUAUAGCCUUUAAAAAAUAUCAACACAUUAUAUUUUUCAUUUUUACUGAAAAAUAACUGUAUUUUACAAGACGUGCGCGCACGCGCGCUGCGCUUCAAUAAAAGUGGAUCCGCAAUUUUACGAGCCAUACUUCGGGAGAGGAACUUUUAAUAGUGCGUGCAAUAUCAAAGAGCAGCAAAACUUCCGAUUCACAAACACCGUUUGUAGUUGGUCUCCGUAGACACAGAUUACCUUUCGUGCCCUUGAUGAAUCCACAAAGUGGUCGCGCAAGGAAGGAUGGCGCGCAAAGAUUGUGCAGUGAUGAAUAGUUAAUUUACGACCCCUCUUUGGAUAAUUGUUAAAUGUUGUCUUUUUGAUUAGUUUUUUUUACCUCUCUAUUUUUGUUUUCUUAACUGAUAAUGCAAUGUCGCGAUCCCAGAUUAGCAAAAUAAUGAAAAAAUAAGCCUUCCAAAAGGUCAUCAAUUGUGCUAAGGUAAAUAAUAAAUGUGAAACAAGUUAGAUUAAAUCGUUACUUUCGUCGUUUUAGGUUAGCAAAACUGUCUUAUUCUCACUUCCACUCUUAGAUGUAAACCGAACCAAAUGAGAUUAAACCAAACUAACGGUUUCACGGUCAUGCUUUACAAGAGCUGUUCUACCCAAUUCAUUGAAACUGUGUUCUGUUUCUUGCUGCUGUAAAAAAAUCAAACUAUUGUUUCAUCGCCCCAAAAAGACAAACGCGAAGCGCUUAUAUUCUCUCUCAGAAGUGGACAACAAUCGCACCAAAAAAAGAAUACACGCUACCUACCACACGAAAUAUUCAGGAUAUGCAACAUACCGCAAAUAGCAAGAUAAACGUAAACGUAAAACCAACAUUCCAGUUCGGCGACGAACUGCGUAAUAAAAAUCACAAUGGAAAACAAGCUUAACUUAUCGCUUAUACACAUUGACACAAACUCACACUCACGUAGGACAAAUCUUUUCUUAUGCCUUUUUUAGAAACGAUACAAAAAAGCAAAACAAUAAUCCGUGUUAUAGAUAUAUCAGGACGACAACAAUACAAAAGUAAAAGAACUUGUAGAAUUCUAAACCGAACAAAAAAAAAACAACAAGCAAAUCACACACACCACAAACUUAGCCUUUUUGAAAAACAAAUAGUAGAAACCAGGUAAAACCACUCGGCGCGAACUGGGUCAUCUGUCGAAAGCGAGAAAUUCUUGAGAGGCGAAUGAUCGUGUUAUCAUUGAAUCAAAAUAAAACAAAAAACGUGCAGAGAACGCACUCAAAUCUUACGAUUCGUUAUUCAGCUUGUAAAUACACAAACACACAACUCAAUUUCUAGUUUUUAUUGUUUUUCUAUUCAGGUCAGCAUUCGAAGCAAAAUCAAAACGGCAACCAAGCAUAUUAAUUGUAAGCGUGUGUAAAUAUUUAGUUUUUAAACUGCGAUCUAAAAGUGCGUCUCCUCUUUAAGAGAGGAAAACGCUUAAGUUUUCUGUUACUUUAACUGAAAUGUGAAGAAAGAUCAAACACCCGUACACAAUAUCUUUAUCGUUGUUUGCGUAGCAUCUAACAGAUUGAGUAAAAAAAGGAGUAGCAAAAUAAAAAAGAUAAAACAAAAAAACAUAUGGAAAUGUUUGAAAAAACUUUGUGUACUGGAAAACUUAAGAUUUAGUGACAAACAGAAAUUGCUGAAAAGGGCAGAAUUUAUGUUUUCAUCUUUGGGGUAAAUCAACAUGUUAUUUAAUAAAUAAAUUAAACCAUAUAAAUAUAUACACACAACAACAACAAGGUAAACAAGAUUAGUUUUAUAGAUACGCUAUAAAAGAAAAAAAAAGAACCCAUGUAACUGCGUAAGUAAAGGGCAGAAAAAUAUAUUAUUAUAAUUAUUAUUACUGAGAGAAUAACGUUACAACAAUUGAGGACACAGCAUACAAAUAUAAACAACAAUACAAACUACAAAAAAAA
This is a messenger RNA of Culex quinquefasciatus (southern house mosquito), 12342 nucleotides long. RefSeq names its product protein split ends (gene dikar). Gene Ontology annotation, biological process: chromatin remodeling. Lineage: Eukaryota; Metazoa; Arthropoda; Insecta; Diptera; Culicidae. Gene Ontology annotation, molecular function: protein binding. Gene Ontology annotation, cellular component: CERF complex. The record is from RefSeq and is a predicted model, not a curated record.